Messenger RNA from Physcomitrium patens, 3653 nucleotides. RefSeq lists its product as uncharacterized. Lineage: Eukaryota; Viridiplantae; Streptophyta; Bryopsida; Funariales; Funariaceae. The record is from RefSeq and is a predicted model, not a curated record. Gene Ontology annotation, molecular function: alpha-1,4-glucan glucosyltransferase (UDP-glucose donor) activity.
CUGGUCGCAGGCUGUGGGAGGUCGCAAGGGACAGGGAGACCAAGGACUGGGCGGAGAGCACUGAGGCGGAGCUCUGUGCGCGAUGGCGCUGUGCAAGAAUUGCGUCGAAGUCGUAAUACUUUGCUCCAAUUUUCAUGUGAGGAUAUGAGGAAUUUGACAAGCUCUCUGGUGAUAGUCUUAGAUCGUGGUUGAUGGAGGUUCUCCGGCUUGAAAUAGGCUGUAAAGGUGAAAUGGCACGUGCAGAUUGUGUGUUGUUGAUGGAGUUGUGAGUUAUGAAGGGAAUCUGAAGCGGGACGCGAUGUGAUCGUUAGGGUUAUGGAGGUUGUGACUGUUUCCAAGCGAUUCUAGAGGAGGAAUUCUGCGCCCUCUGCACGGGGAAUUGAGCUGGAGAGAAGGAAAUUCUGGUGCUGAGAAUCCUGGAGUCUUGUGAUGUAUUGGAGCUGUGAGGAAUUUAGGAGGUUGUUAUUCGAAUUUGAUGGAGUGGAAUCCAUGAGAAUUUUGAAGAAAAGGAUUUCGAACUAACAUCUCACGUUAAGUAUUGCGAUUUCGGUUCGCAGAGGUCUAUUAUUGCAAAUUGUAAGUGUAGAGGAGGAAGAUGAGGCUGAGAGGGAUGUCGAUUGCAGCAUCGGUCAGCGUAGGCAAUGCCACUGCCACUGUGAGGAAAUCUCCUCAUAACUUCUCUAGUAUUGGCCAACUAAAAUAUGGCUGCAGAGUUUCUCUGGAGGAUUCUGCGAAGGUCAGCAGAGAGUGCCAGAUUCAAAUAUUUCCGGAGAGAUUUCACGCGUAAGCGUGGAUGAUAUCAUGCGUGUGGUGAAAGAGACGGAAUCAGAUAUUAUUACACUUAUGCAGCUGCGUGAGCGUGUUACGGAGGAACUAAAAUCAGCGCAUUAUGAAAAAGAACAACUCCAGUUGCAAGUUCACGAUUUAGCGGCACAUCCAGCAGGAUCAGAUCCUAAACUGAAAUACGCUGUUGGAGGUGACGAGAGGGUUCGGCUGUUAGAGGCGGAAGUUGAGAAACUACAGCGGAGACUCAGUGAGACGGUAGUAGACAGCCAAGCAUUUGCAAAGUUGAAGGAGGAAAAUAGAGUGCUGCAGGAAAGUUUGAAUGUUUACAAACAAUCUGGCGGUCAGAGUCUACUAGAAGCAAAAUAUCAAAGCUCACUGGACGAGAUAAACACUUUAAGGGUAAAACUUGCAGGUGCACAUGCAGAAAUAAAAAAGUUGUCCAGAGGACCCGGAAGGGAGGGGGCACGGCUACAGGAGAACAUAAUAGAGUUAGACAAUAACAUAGCUGACAUGGAAAAGCAAUUAGCUGAAGCGAAUGAUACCAAUGCAGAGCUUGAAGCUUUGAAAGAUGAAAACCUCGCAUUACAAGAGGAAGCAGCUGCUCUCCGAGUUCAAUUGGCAGCUCUUCAAAAAGACUCUUCACCUUCCUCAGCGGAAGGAGAUUCCCAAGAUCGAACUCUUCAGCGCCAAGUUGUCUCGUUAAAAUCUUUGCUGGCUCGAACCGUGGCCGAGAAAAAUGCUCUUUUAAAUGUGCGUAGUGAAAAUAUUCAGCUUCAUGAGCAAGUGGCUCGUUUGGAAGAACGUCUACGGGAAUCAGAUGCUGAGAUUCAAGCACAAUUGCGAAUCUACACAGCAGAAGUGGAAGAUUUUCAGGCCUCUUUAGAUGGACUGAAGUCUGAAAACGAGUUCACUGUGAAUCAAAUUCCUGUAGAUGAAAUGUCGUGGGAAAUUUGGAGUGAGCUUCUUUUACGCAUAGAUACAUUGAUGCUGGACGACUUUCUAAGUCAGGAAGAUGCAAAGGAGCUACAGUUAAUGGCUUGGCGGAGAGAAAAACGUUUGGUUGAUGUUUAUGUUACGCUUGCAGACAAGGCUGACGAGGACUUGACGAGUGGGUUUAUGGAAUUUAUACAGCCCAAGAAAAGGCCAGGAAUACAUAUAAUACACAUAGCCGCUGAAAUGGCACCUGUGGCUAAGGUUGGAGGUUUGGGAGAUGUGUUAACAGGAUUGAGUCGAGCCUUGCAAAGAAAAGGGCAUCUUGUGGAAGUUAUUCUUCCUAAGUACGAUUGUAUGGACUACUCCCGUAUCACCAAUCUUAAGGAGUUGGACUUGGAGCUUCAUUCAGUUUUUGAUGGUCACAUGCACAAGAACAAGGUGUGGUCUGGCAUUGUGGAAGGACUUCCUGUAUACUUCAUUGAGCCACUCCAUCCAGCAAAACUUUUCUGGAGAGGGAAAUUUUACAGUGAACCUGAUGAUUUCAGACGGUUCACAUACUUUUGCCGAGCUGCAAUGGAGUUUCUUUUACAAUCUGGAAAGCGGCCAGAUAUUAUUCACAGUCAUGAUUGGCAGACUGCUGUGGUGGCCCCGUUGUAUUGGGAGGUCUAUGUACCCCUCGGUUUAGACUCUGCCAGGUUGGCAUUCACUUGCCACAAUUUUGAAUAUCAAGGGACGGAGAACUCAGGAGCUAUUGCUGCGUGUGGUCUCUCUGUCCGAGACCUGAUGCGUCCUGACCGAAUGCAAGAUAACUACUUUCACAGUAGAAUCAAUCUUCUUAAGGGAGGUAUUGUGUUCUCCAAUGUUGUGACAACUGUUUCCCCUACUUAUGCUCAAGAGGUUCUCCAACCAGAGGAUGGAAAAGGCUUGCACGGGACAUUGGCUAAUCAUUCAAAGAAGUUUUUUGGCGUUCUGAAUGGCAUCGAUGUGGAAGUAUGGAACCCAGCCACGGACACUCUUAUAGACUUUCAAUAUAGUGCGGAUGAUAUUGAUGGGAAGUACAUCAACAAGCAGAAGUUGCGGGAGCGUUUGGGGUUGGGAAAUCAAGGGGGCGAUGAAAGAAGGCCAUUGGUAGGGUGUGUGACGAGGCUAGUCCCGCAAAAAGGUGUGCAUCUCAUUAAACACGCUAUCUACCACACUCUGGAGAAGGGCGGUCAGUUUAUCCUCUUAGGAUCAAGUCCUAUUCCUCAGAUUCAGCAUGAAUUUGAGAAGAUAAGUCGUCAGUUCAAGGAGCACCCCCAAGUUCGUCUUGUUCUGAAGUACGAUGAGGCACUGUCGCAUGAAAUCUUUGCGGCGGCUGAUAUUUUCUUGAUUCCAUCUAUAUUUGAACCCUGCGGUCUUACGCAGAUGAUAUCGAUGCGCUACGGAACAAUACCAGUGGUGCGAAAAACUGGGGGACUUGCAGAUAGUGUGUUUGAUGUGGACGAUGAAAAUAUUUCGGAGGAGAAGAAGAAUGGGUUUGUAUUCGACGAUGCAAAUGAGGGGAGUCUUGACUGGGGAUUGGAUCGGGCGCUAGACUAUUAUUGUCGAAGACCUGAAUGGUGGGAAGAUCUGGUUAAAAAGGCUAUGCUAAUAGACUUCAGUUGGGAGACCUCAGCUGAUCAAUAUGUAGAUUUGUACAAGCACUUACUUAAAAAUGCUCAGGCAGCAAAACAAUGAUUUAACUCUUCUUAAAAUGGGUUAAUUCUAUUACUGUCAGGAAUAUUGCACCAAGAACAACCAACCUGAUGUUCUUAUGUAACAUGAUUCUGACAUUCUUGUGUUUACUCCUGUUACAAUCAACUCUCUUCUGUAAGGUUGUCCACCGAGCCAUAUUGGCACUACUAGUUUUCUUUUAUUGUGAUUAAUGCAGUAAAAUCUAUUUGGUAUAUUUCUCA